Molecule: messenger RNA, 761 nt
Organism: Vicia villosa (hairy vetch)
Lineage: Eukaryota; Viridiplantae; Streptophyta; Magnoliopsida; Fabales; Fabaceae
Exons: 4
Coding region: 86-538 (150 amino acids)
Cellular component (GO): endoplasmic reticulum; membrane; nuclear envelope
Molecular function (GO): glutathione peroxidase activity; glutathione transferase activity
Source: RefSeq, a predicted model, not a curated record
UACACUUGUGGCACAACGAAACAACACAUUGCUCAUCUCAUCGAAUCCUUCGUUCUUUCAAAAACAACAAACCCAACAUCCGGAAAUGGUGGCACUUGUAGAUUUGUUGCCAAAAGAAUAUGGCUUUGUGGCUAUUGUUCUUGUUAUCUAUUGCUUCCUCAAUUUCUACAUGACCUUUCAUGUCGGCAAAGCUCGCAAGAAGUACAAAGUGUUUUAUCCAACACUCUAUGCUUCUGAAUCUGAAAACAAAGAUGCCAAGCUCUUCAAUUGUGUUCAGAGAGGGCACCAAAACUCUCUUGAAACAAUGCCUAUUUUCUUCACGUUGAUGAUUUUGGGAGGGCUGAAGCAUCCAUCCAUUUGUGCUGCCCUAGGAGUACUUUACACUGUUGCUAGAUUUUUCUACUUCAAAGGCUAUUCCUCCGGCGAACCCAAGAACCGUCUUAAACUCGGGGGAUUGUUUAUGCCGGCAAUAUUGGGGCUUAUGGUGUGCACACUUUCAUUUGGCUGGAGUCUUGUCAACAAGCCUGCUAGCCACUGAUUUGAAGUUUUACCUCUACUAUCAUACCCUUUUGAUAAUGAGGUUUGGUGAAUUAUUAAAUAAAGUAAGACCAAGGACUGCAAAUAAACAAUGUAGGAUCAAAAUUUGUUGUAUUUGAUUUUCUUGAUAGCCUUUUUAUAUUACAAUAAGGACAAGUUUAGAGUUUCAACUUGUGGUUUUGGAUAUGGAUUACUGUUAUUUUAUGAACUUGACUAUUCUUCAA